Messenger RNA from Meira miltonrushii, 1049 nucleotides. RefSeq lists its product as uncharacterized. The transcript has a single exon. The record is from RefSeq and is a predicted model, not a curated record. Lineage: Eukaryota; Fungi; Basidiomycota; Exobasidiomycetes; Exobasidiales; Brachybasidiaceae. The coding region runs from base 415 to 942 and encodes 175 amino acids.
AGUAUAUCUAGCUUACAUUGAACAUAGGAUAUCCAACACCGAGAUGAAAAUACAUGUCCACAUGAUCUUCGAUUGCUCGAGGGUCAUAGCUGUCAUAGCUUUUUUACCGCUUUUUCUGAUAUUGCCUGAUGACGGCCCGAAUAACUUUAUAGAGCGGACCGAAACGAAAGGUUAGAAAAGGGAGUUCCGUUUUCUUCAUUACGGUAAUUCAAUUUUUGCACAUUACUGCGGGACUCCAUGCACCUGCUAAUUUCGGAGUGACGUCUUUGAGUAAUUCUUGGACGGAAUCCCACAGAGCUUCUAGAUUCAAAUGUUUUGCUUAAGAGUUACUGCUAUAAAGCAGUCUUAGAGAACAGUAUUACUUCUUGUUACAUCCCUUCAUCUUCUUCCUUACUCUAUUUCAACGUUUCUACAAUGAUUCGUGUUCUUACUUCAAUUAUCGCGUUCAUGUUGAUUUGCUCAACUGCACUUGGUUCAAGUACGUUGGUAACAAGAGGAGGUAUUCAUCUCGUAGCCGGUUUUGUUCCACCAGCAGCAGGAGGAGCAGAUAUGAUCCAUACGAUCGAUUUUCCUGGCCCUGUUACCGAUUACAAUAUUACCGGUGACGCAUAUGCAAAACAUUUACGUUCUUCAGCCACAUGUGAUAAAGUAACAAUCCAAGGAAAAGAUUAUGCUAAACCUCCUUGUGCAACAACGCUUAAAGAACAUCAUCAAAUCUUUACAAUUACUUGUAUCAAUGCGAAACAUGAUACAUAUGCAGAUAUUCAAUUUUUACCAACAGGUGAAGUAACGAUCAGUGGAAAAGGUAAAAUUUAUGGCGGUUUCACAAACGAUCAAACCCAAUUCCUUCAAUUGGUCAGAGGUCCAAAUGAUCAACUUAAGGCAAAAGGUGAAGACGUUGGCGUGAUUGUGAAUUGCGAAAACAACCACAGACGUGCUUAACGUGCACCUUUAUCAUCUGGUUCAUGGACUAGCUCAUAAUGAUAAUAUCAUUUAAGAUAUAUUUGAAAUGAGACGAUUUCUAGGACUUCCUGUGUGAGAUUGGCGAG